UAAAGACAGAGGGAUCAUAGCCCGCUCUUAUGGGGCUUCUGGAAGGGACUGUGUGUGUCUCAAAUCAUCAGAACAAAGGGAAGACCCUUAGAAACUAUCACCAGCCCCUACAUCAAUAUGGCAGAGGCUUUAGGCCCAGAGAGGCUGUCGGGCAGGAACUGGCCACACUGUGGAAGAAUAACCUCUGCUAAAAAUGUAAUUCCUGGCACAGAGAGGAGAAGAAAUAGUCUGGCUUUCCCCCCUUUUCAUCCUGUAAUCUCCCAAAUGCUUCCCAUUGGCCUAUCCUAAUGGGAAGCUGGUUGUGAAGGAGCCUGGGAAAUGUAGUUUGCACACCAGUCCCAUCUGUACCUUAUAGGCUGGAGCAAGAGGACAGGAAAUGGGUCUGAGAAUAAAAAGGCAGUGGCAAGUGCCAUGCUACCUGGAAUGCACCUGCCCCGUUUACAGUGGCAGGCGCACACCCCCGGACAGGGUCUGUCAUGAUGAGAUCCCUUUUCCCCUGUGCCUCAGCUCAUCGGGAUCCUGGACACACAUGUGCGGGCAUGUUUUAGGUCAGCCUGGGAUCCGCCUAUGUCAGCAAGCCUGGGCCUCAGUAAAAUGAUUUGACAGUCCUAUGUAGUUCAAUACAUUUGAAAGAGGGUGUGAGAGGUUGAAGAAGACUCUGGGAAAUCGUUCAGGAGACUGAGGAGCCCCUGGUUUUCCUGUUGUUUCCUUUUCUUUCCCUAUAGACUGAGGCUUCAUCGUUUCGUGCUCUGGAACUCAGAUUACAGUCUGCUCCCGGAGAAGGAUGUGAAAGCCUCUCUGUUGGCCAGCUACAUGUCUGUCAGUGGAAACUGGAAGGCAAAAAAGGCUUUCAUUAACCUCGCAGGCACCUUUGACAUGGGUAUGGAUGGCACAUCCAUCUCGGUUUCUCUGAACUUGGGCAAGGACCAGUCUGGACGACCCAACGCCACAGUGGCCUAUUGCAGCACCUCCAUUGGCCAUAUCAGCAUUGACAUUUCUGGAAGUUUAAGCUGGAUCCUGAACCUCUUCCAUGAAAGAAUUGAAAACAGAAUCAAAGAAACCUUGAAACAAAAGAUCUGCGAAAUGAUCAGGAAGUCAGCUGCCUCCUACCUGAAGCCCUAUCUGCAGACUCUGCCAGUCACCUUGAUGAUUGACCAGGUUGCCGGCCUUGACUACAGUUUGGUAGGAGCGCCCCAGGUGACCUCAAGGCCUGGACAUACCCUUCAAGGGUGAAUUCUUCAGCCUCAGCUCACGCUCCUCAGCCCCCUUUGAUGCCCCAGCCAUCAGGCUGCCCAUGCAACACGAC
Molecule: messenger RNA, 1306 nt
Organism: Tupaia belangeri chinensis (Chinese tree shrew)
Lineage: Eukaryota; Metazoa; Chordata; Mammalia; Scandentia; Tupaiidae
Product: lipopolysaccharide-binding protein-like
Exons: 6
Coding region: 814-1233 (139 amino acids)
Biological process (GO): innate immune response; acute-phase response; defense response to Gram-positive bacterium
Molecular function (GO): lipopolysaccharide binding
Source: RefSeq, a predicted model, not a curated record